Molecule: messenger RNA, 5160 nt
Organism: Eupeodes corollae
Lineage: Eukaryota; Metazoa; Arthropoda; Insecta; Diptera; Syrphidae
Gene: pigs
Product: GAS2-like protein pickled eggs
Exons: 10
Coding region: 1134-3836 (900 amino acids)
Biological process (GO): regulation of microtubule polymerization or depolymerization; microtubule bundle formation; protein localization to microtubule plus-end
Cellular component (GO): microtubule plus-end; cytoplasm; stress fiber
Molecular function (GO): actin filament binding; microtubule binding; cytoskeletal adaptor activity
Source: RefSeq, a predicted model, not a curated record
UUUCAAUUCAAACGUGUGCGCGCGAGUCUCUCUGUGCGUUUUAAUUAUUAUUAUUAUUUCGUUUUCUUAAAUAUAUUAAAAAAAUAUAUAAAUUUUGUCUAACAAAAUAAAAAAGAAACAACGGUUUAUCAAAGAUUGUGUCAUUUAAUUAAAUGUGUUAUCUUCGAAAGUUUAUAAUUUUUCUCAAUUUUCAUUUUUGACUGAUAGUCGUCUUUCCAUAUAACCUACCGUACCGACAUACCUACCCGCUAAACGCUAUCAGUAAUAGUUUUUCUACAUAAAUUAAUUAUACUUGCUAUCAGUUUUAAAUCAAUCAAUCGUUUAUUAUCAUCGCCCAUUAUUUAUCGAGUAAACAAAGUACCGUAAAUGUAAUUUUACUCUCUGAAAGAAGAUAAAUAAAAUAAGUGCCACAAUUUUAGUUUAAAACUAAUUCAAAACUGUGGGCAUGUUUUUGUGUCGUUUCGUUUUGUGUGUGAUUUUCGUAAAAAUUUGUGAAUGAAAAACUUUAUUAACACGAAUCAUCUUCUGGAAAUUAAAUUUAACAAACAAAUCUAUCAUAUUGGAUUAAGAUUAUCAAGAUCGACACAGUUUAUAAGAUAAUCAUAUUUUAAAUGACACUCAACCAGCUAACCAAAUCGAAGGGUGGAAAAAUUCGACUCUGUCUUCAAUCAUCUUAAUUACUUCCACACGAGAAAAAAUCUAAGAAACAAACGUUAACCCAGAAAAUCGAUAUUUUUAAUUACGCGAUAUUAUUAAUAUUGUGCCGAAGACGACGGACGACGACAGAUUAAAGUCCUCGUGUAUCAAAAACAUAUAUAAUUGCAGCCACCGAAAAAAGGGGGACACUGCAUAUUAUAUCCAACGACGAAAUGAGCUCCUUAAAAUAAAUAUAAAAACCUAAAAAGCAAUCAGAACAGAAAUAUCUAAGGCACUAUACUAGAUAUAGACUUCAGGAAGUUGGAGGAACACAUUCCUGCAACAAAAAAGAAGAAAAAAGUCUCAAGAGGAACGAAGCAGGAGUGAGGCCUUUUUUUGACUUGGUUGUGUUUUUGUGUUUUGUUUGUUUGUUUUCUAAGAGCGAAAGCUUUUGCCUUUGACACCAAACAAAAGAGAACCCCAGUUUUGACGGCAAAAUGACAUCGGUUCUACUUGAGGCAAGGCCGUACAGGCCAUUCAAAUCCAGCGAGGAAUACCUGGAGGCGAUGAAGGAGGAUUUAGCUGAAUGGCUGAGUACAAUGUAUCCGGAGUUGUUGAUUAAUGCUGAAAACUUUAUGGACAGAUUGGACACAGGAGUGGCACUAUGCAAGCACGCCAACAAUGUCCGCCAAGCUGCCGAGGACUAUUUAGCCAGACGACAAGCCCGCAACAAAUCGAUGACACGCUCCAUGACUUCCGGAUCGGCAGGUCCAAUUCUAGCCAUGGGCAAUGUCCACUAUCUGCCAGCAGCAAAGAGUGGCACGUUCUUCUCUCGUGAUAAUGUGUCCAAUUUCAUUACAUGGUGCAGAAAAAGCCUUAAAAUAUUCGAGUGCCUAUUAUUCGAAACUGACGACCUUAUUAUGAGGAAAAACGAAAAACAUGUGAUACUAUGCCUUUUGGAGGUUGCUCGACGUGGAGCAAAAUUUGGAAUGCUCGCACCAAUGUUAGUCCAAAUGGAACGACAAAUUGAUCGUGAAAUUGCAGCUGAUAAUAAAGCUAAUGGAAUUGGAUGUGGAACACAAACCGAUAAUACAGAAUGUGAUAAAAUUAAUAUGGCAACAGAAACAGAAAUGUUUGAUACAGAUUCAGAAGAUGAAGAAGACAAUGAUGAAGGACCAACGCUUAUGUAUGGGCCACAACCUCAAAUUGUUACAAACGACUUGAAGAGUCUUGAUGAAAUGGUACGAGAUCUUGUUGAAAAAUGCACAUGUCCGUCACAAUUCCCGAUGGUACGCGUAUCUGAGGGUAAAUACCGAAUUGGAGACACCAAAGUCCUCAUAUUUGUACGAAUUCUUCGUUCUCAUGUUAUGGUUCGUGUUGGAGGUGGUUGGGAUACAUUGUCACACUAUUUGGACAAACACGAUCCUUGUCGCUGUAAAACUCAGCACAGAUCUUCGGUUGCAGCGCGCUUAGUACCACGGACAAAUUCUGGCACAAAUGGAAUUGAACUGAAUAAGGCUCAGGUGAUAUUUGAGAGAUCACCACCUUCAACCAGAAAAGUUGUAUCGACCUUUAACAGUUCACCAAAUAAUUCACCAUCUGUUAAUGGUGUCAGCAACUUGUCACCGAGUGCCGCUGGCAAAGCACGCAGUCGCAGUCCCACGUAUCGAAAACAACUAAAUCAUACUUCCAGCAAUGAGAGUAGCAAUGAAAAACUGCACACACCAUCCCAAAUUGCUGCACCUAAUCUUGCUAGGCGUUCAAUGUCUCCCAGCCCAAGGCGUAUUUAUGACAUGAGGAAAAAACAAACUUCUCUGGACUCAUCUAGCGGACCAAAAUCUCUACCAACAAAUGCAGGCGAUAUGUCUGCCAAUCAUGUGCAAUUUGAAAAUCUAAAUUUGGUACAGACUGAGGUUAUAAGUCCACCUAAUAGCAGUGGAACGCUAAGUAAUGAAACUUCUAGUAGCACCAAAUUUGAAAACAUCAGUGAUAAUGGAAGCGAGAUUAGCGAUGAGGGAUAUCGCAGUUUGGGUUUGAUUCAGUCCAACGCACAGAAAAGAGAAUCAAUCCAUAGUCAAACGUCAGUUGAUGAUGCUGAAAAUACUGCGCGUCAAGACCAAACAUCAAGUGACUCACAAUUGUCUCCAAUCGAUGACGGAACGCCAUCAAUCAAAACUCCAGAAAUUUGCGAAACAGACAAUACUAUUGAUCCUCAUUCGUCUCUAUCUGAGCAACUCGAUUCUAUUGUUACAAUUACUCCUUCCCUCGACGACGAAGAAGACGUUAAUAAAUUCGAACAAUCUGGGGUGUUUAUAACCGAAGAUGAAAUAACUGUCGAUAUUGCCAAUAAUACCGGCCUUCGAAAAACCGGCUUCUCAACAAAAAUCUAUGGCGAAGAAGAUGCAAAACUAAAUACGAAACCAUCUAAUAAAUGUAAAAUUCCCCGCUCUCCAAUUCCGCUUAGGCGCAGAAGUUUAGAUAACAGUAGUUGUCACAGCAGCAUGGCUGACGUGCGUAAUUCCCCGGACAAUCGAUCUCAAACAGGAGUGCCAGUAUUCAACAGGAAAAAGCCAGUCUACAGAUCAGUUAGAAAACCAAGCGAGCUUGCCAAUGAAGCACAAAAAACUCCCGGAAAAGAUGUUACCAAUACUUGGAGUGGUCGUGUACCUCCAACUGGUAAGAAACGGCCUACCAUGACAGCAGACACAUUUAGUCCAGGCUUCAAUCGCAACUCAAAAACACGUUCAUCUCAAAUUCUCUACGACAGUAAUGGCCGUCGAGUAAAAGGCGGUGCAUCACUCACAACAUCUCCCGUCAAAAACAAUGCCUCCUCACCGUUGGCCCAACAGCUUUUAGAGGCAGCCAAUAGUGCUAAAAAUGACGCACAAAUUCUCGAAAAAAUGAAAACUCUCUUAUCGAGGUAUUCAACCAGUAACUUGGGAACGCCUCGACCAGCAAAUCUCAAAAAACCCAUCUACGAUGACUUCACCACAGCAUGGGUAAAUAGUAACGGACAUUUGGAGAGAUCUAGCAGUUGUUCGCCGCCCACAAAAGGUCCUUCUAAGCGAAGUUCAGCCGCUUCAUCAAACGAUAGUACUCACAGUCACAGUCGGGAUGUAUCGCUUAUUGUCUCACCCAGACGAGAUCGGGGCCUUACUAGGAUUCCAUUACCUACAAGGCAAAAUACUGAGCUCUACUAAGGAUAAAACUAAAAGUAUUCAAAAACAAAAAAAAAAGCUUUUUUAUAUGAUGAAAAUUAAGGUAAUGUAGAGUUCAGAUGCGCUUUGCUUACGAACUGAACGAAACAAAAAAGUAGUUGAAUAUAUUUUGUAGUAAUUUUUAUACUAAAAAAACAAAACAAUUAGAAAAGACAGAAACAGAAAUUGACGUAGGCAGAUCUUUUGUAUUUAACACCUCAUUAAAAACAAAUUUCAAAACACUCAAACAAAAACCAAAAACUACACCUCAAUGUUAAAUUUGCAAGUUUAAUUUCUCAGUUUAUGCAAUUAGACAGUCGUAAAUUGAAAUCUUUAAGUGGCAGAAGUCAAGAAAUUACAAAAAUCAGAAAAUUCAAAAUACCAAAGGGAUAAAUUUUAAAAUUCCAAUCAAAUCAGAGCCUUCUGAAAUACCAUCAGUAAAGCUUGACACAAGAGAGCUUUUAGAAUACUUUAUUAAAUGGACAGGUUCAUACUACAUAAGGAAUUUCAUUGGUUGUCAACUGUAUUCUUUGAAUGCAAAAUGAGAUCAAGGAAUCAAGCCCAUUUUUCAGAUGUCAUUACUUUCAAACUUGGAGCUUUAUUAUUUACUUGCAAUAGUUUUUCAUAGUCCUUAUUCCUUUUUCCAUAUGAUAAGGAACUCUUUUACACAUACAUAAGUGUAAAUAAAUCGCAGAUUUAUGAAGUUUAACCUUCAGGUAAAUGCGAAAAUAUGAUCAACUGUCAUUUUGACAUAAGCUGUCAAAAUGUUGCAAAUGUUUAGUCGAUGGUAUUUGCAAAGCUGUCAAUGUCAAAGUUUAAAAGACAAUGUAUAAAUACGACUGUCAGCUUUUUGCAAUUUGUCUUUGAUUCCUUAAAUCACUUGCCUCUAACGUAUAACUGAGCGGAUAAGUUUAAAUGUAGGUCGACAUAUCAUCUUUUGAUAUGUGUAUCAAGAUAUUUUCUGGUUAGAUUUUUGUAAAGUAAAAAUGUUAAACUUCAUUCCAGAAAAAAGAACAACAACUUGACGGAUUUGAAAUUAAAAAAAAAAACAUUAAGUUUGCCAAUUUAUUAUUUAGUUUUAAUGCAUUCAAAUAAAAAUUAAAUAUUAUUAAGAAGGACGGUGGCGCAUUCGAAUUAAGUUAUAUCAAUUUAUUUUUAAAUAGACGAAGAAUAUUCUUCCAUGCAAUGUCAAGAAUCAGUCGAUGACAGAGCUCGAGCCCGAUCAAAAGCCUGCAAAUAAUGCAGUUUCAAAGAGUGAAAUAUAUAUCAAAAGAGUAUAGUGUUUAUUUUAUUGGUGCUUUAAUAUGAGUUAGACAAUUUAUUACUC